GCCUCUUAGUGCGAAUCCGGGAGGCCGCGUGAUUCAGUGCGGCGGUUUCCGGAGGAGGCGCGUUUGUGCGGGUUAAGCUGGGGUUACGCGGGCUACUGAGUCGUUUCAGAGCGUCCCUUAUCGACUCCUAUUCCACUGCUCCGCCGUAGCUCGGGGUUGUGUCGACGGGGAGGGCGAAGUGCUGGGCUCUGUGCUUUUAUCACUGAUGCCGAUAGGCCUCGGCUUUUCUGAUAAAGCCGGUGGGAUCGCGGUUACAUCUAUCCGGCCGGGGAGCGCUGGACUACUGCCUGCUUUUUAUUAAACGCAAGUGUCGGAUCACAGUAGGCGGCGCUGUCUGAAGCCCCUGGACGGUGAAGGGAGAAGCGCAGUCGCCGGCCGCAGUGCAUCCGCGCCAUGGGUCUGCUGUCACAGGGUUCCCCGCUGGGCUGGGAGGAGACCCGGCGCUACGCCGACCACAUUCGGCAGCACGGCAUCAUCCAGUUUCUAAACAUCUAUAACAAGGUGAAGGAUCGGCAGAAGGACGUUCUCAAAUGGGGAGACGAGGUGGAAUACAUGCUCGUGACAAUGGAUGAAGAACAGGAAAAAGUCCGACUCGUGCUGAAUGGAGGAGAAGUUCUGGAAACACUCCAGGGCAAGGGAGAGAAGAGCAACCCAAACCAUCCCACGCUCUGGAGGCCAGAAUAUGGAAGCUACAUGAUUGAAGGAACGCCAGGGCAGCCGUAUGGUGGGACCAUGUCUGAGUUUAACACCGUGGAGAAGAACAUGAGCAAGAGGCGGCAGGAGGCAUCCUCUGUGCUGCGGGAGAGCGAGACGCUGUGCACCAUCACCUCCUUCCCCAGACUGGGCUGUCCUGGUUUCACCUCGCCAGAAUAUAGACCCACACCGGUGGAAGAGGGAGUCUCCAAAUCUCUGUUUUUCCCUGAUGAAGCAAUUAACAGACACCCGAGAUUCAGCACCCUGACCAGAAACAUCCGCCACAGACGGGGGGAGAAAGUGACCAUCAACGUGCCCAUUUUUAAGGACAAGAACACGCCGUCUCCGUUCGUGGAGGCCUUUCCUGAGGAUGACGGCGAGGCAGUACAGGCAGCUCUUCCUGACCACAUCUACAUGGACGCCAUGGGCUUCGGGAUGGGUAACUGCUGUCUGCAGGUGACAUUCCAGGCCUGUAGCAUAAGUGAGGCGAGAUACCUGUACGACCAGCUCGCCACCAUGUGCCCCAUAGUGAUGGCCUUGAGUGCCGCCUCUCCGUUCUACAGAGGCUUCGUGUCGGACAUCGACUGCCGCUGGGGUGUGAUCUCCGCUUCUGUGGAUGACCGAACGCGUGAGGAAAGGGGCCUGGAGCCACUGAAAAACAGCAAAUUCCGGAUCUUUAAGUCACGAUACGAUUCGAUUGACAGCUACCUUUCCAGCUGUGGCGAGAAAUACAAUGACAUAGAGUUAACGAUAGACGAGGAGAUCUACAAACUGCUUCUGGAUGCAGGUAUCGACAAACUUCUUGCUCAGCACAUUGCACACCUCUUCAUCCGAGACCCACUCUCCAUAUUCAAGGAGAAGAUUAACCUGGAUGACGACAAUGAGUCGGAUCACUUUGAGAAUAUCCAGUCGACCAACUGGCAGACUAUGAGGUUCAAACCACCCCCCCCAAACUCCGAUAUUGGAUGGAGAGUGGAAUUCCGCCCCAUGGAGGUCCAGCUGACUGACUUCGAGAAUGCCGCCUAUGUUGUUUUCAUUGUGCUACUGACCAGGGUCAUCCUGUCUUACAAAAUGAACUUCCUGAUCCCCUUGUCGAAGGUGGACGAGAACAUGAAGGUCGCCCAGAAACGGAAUGCUGUGCUGGAUGGGAAGUUUUACUUCCGGAAGGAUAUUUUUAAAGGCUGCAAUGCUGUAGUCGAUGGAGCACCAGCCACCCCGAAUGGCCUGGAGAACACCGAUGACCAUGAGGAAUACACCCUCAUGACAAUCGAUGAGAUCAUCAAUGGGAAGGAGGGUGUCUUCCAAGGACUAAUUCCCAUCCUCAACUGCUACCUGGAGAACAUGGAGGUGGAUGUAGACACACGCUGCACCAUUCUGAAUUAUCUGAAGCUGAUCAAGAAACGAGCCUCAGGUCAGCUGAUGACUAUGGCAAAAUGGAUGCGGGAUUUCGUCUCUCAGCACCCGCAGUACAAGCAGGACAGCGUGAUCACUGACAAAAUCAACUAUGACCUCCUCCAGAAGUGUGACCACAUUGCCAGUGGACAUGAGCACUGCCCUGACCUCCUAGGGGAGCCAGUGAACCGUGGAAAAUAAAGGCCAUUCUGAGGCUUUAACGAAAUUCCCAGAUGUUUUUCACUGUUCAUAUCUCUCUCUCUGCACAAAAUGACCAAACCUUCAGCUGAACAGUUAGCAGACAGCGGUCCAAUCUGAUUAACUUGGUGGGGGAAGAACCCCACCCUAAUGGAAGGGCAAGUAUGCUGGACCUUAGCUGUACAUAUCUUUCUCUGUGAAGACUCCACGCUCGCGACGGGCUCCUCGUAUGGUCUAACAGGAGUUUACUGUAAAUACUGUACUUGUAGAGUGGAAGAUGUCAUGCCCAUUAUAAGCCGUAUCUAACUCUGAAUUUCUGUUUUAUGUUUUCUUUUGAAUGAUACUCCAGUAUCCUUAGGAAGUGUUUGCUGUCAUGUUUUGCCUUCCUGCUAACAUCAAAACCUUUUUAAUUAGCAUCGUAAUGGUACGUUUUUGAAAACUAAUCAUUCGCCAUUUUGAAGGGAGUAAAGGUUUUUGUUUUUUAAAUAUACAUAAUCUCCAAGGUGCUUACUGUGCAUUUUAGAAAUUUUCCCCUUAAUACACAUCUCCUAAAUAACGAUUAGCAGGAUUUCUAACUAGCAAAGUUCAGCUUUUAUAUUCUGAUAUGAAUCUUGUCCUUUACUCAAGCAGGUUUCCUUUUAUAUUUUUGUUUCUGAUAAACAUGGAAUGGAAAGCUGACCUGCCAUAAUUUGAUGUCUGUGAAUUUGACGAGCAUCCAUCUGUCCAUCCAUCUAAUUCGUGUAACUGGUUUGGAGAGCCGGGUCACCGUGGGGUCAAAGCCUAUUCCAAGUUAAGAAUGUGACUUACCUUUUUCUUCCACUAGAGGGAGCUGGAGAGUACAUUUACAUUCAGUUCAUAGAGUCUGAUAUGUCAUCUAUUUUUAAACAUUCACUUAAGCAGAUUUAUAACAAAGCCACAGAUUGUUAUGAACGCAGGUAUUUUUGUGGUAUGUAGUGCUGGAUCCGUCUGAUGCUCAUAAUAAAGACCAGUGUUCACAGAUUAUAUUCUACCUUUAA
Messenger RNA from Brienomyrus brachyistius, 3299 nucleotides. RefSeq names its product glutamate-cysteine ligase, catalytic subunit (gene gclc). The record is from RefSeq and is a predicted model, not a curated record. Gene Ontology annotation, molecular function: glutamate-cysteine ligase activity. NCBI's taxonomy places the organism in Eukaryota, Metazoa, Chordata, Actinopteri, Osteoglossiformes, Mormyridae. Gene Ontology annotation, biological process: glutathione biosynthetic process. The coding region runs from base 394 to 2286 and encodes 630 amino acids. Gene Ontology annotation, cellular component: glutamate-cysteine ligase complex. The transcript is spliced from 16 exons.